Messenger RNA from Suillus clintonianus, 1026 nucleotides. RefSeq lists its product as uncharacterized. The coding region runs from base 1 to 1026 and encodes 341 amino acids. NCBI's taxonomy places the organism in Eukaryota, Fungi, Basidiomycota, Agaricomycetes, Boletales, Suillaceae. The transcript has 3 exons. The record is from RefSeq and is a predicted model, not a curated record.
AUGUCAAUUCACAUAAUUUCUUUUCCUGCAAGGUUCAGGAAAUUCCACGACGCAUAUCUACGCCUCUCUCAACAGUUUCACCAAAUCCGUUCUCUGUACAUCGUCAUCAAAGACUGGGCCAUCGAUGUCCUCAUCAAAUCCCUCGAUUACGAUCCUUGGAACUACAGGACUCUCGAAAUUUUCAUUGCUAUCGCCGUAGUGCUACUUUGCGUCGUCCGUUUCUGGCCCACGUCUUCACCCCGUCCAACCACGAAGGACUCCCAACACGCCCGCACGGCCCUCCAAGCGCUUCAGACCGUUCUUGUCCCAAGUUGCUCUCUCUGGCCCGCGCGGUACAUCCAGCUCGUGAAACAUGCCUCCAACCAUCGUUUUGGAUCACGGAUCGUCAUCCCUUUGAGCUUGCUCCUUCAGGACGUAUGCGACGGCGUCAUCGAGCUUCGCGAUCCAUUAUACGAUCUCGAGGAUUUGAUACAUGGAGGUGUUUGUGCGUAUGGCUGUUCCUUACGCGGAGAUGUCUUAGUCACUAGCGCACAACAUCUCGAUGGCCUUAAACAUCCACUGCUAGCAAAAGUACCUCCCCCCUCCGUGGACCAUUGGCCCACCAUCAACCUCGAUGGCCAUCCGCUCUCGCACCUGCUAUCUAUCCGGCUUCCCCAAGGCUCCCACACAACUCUAGAAUUCACCUCUCUCUCCAGCCACAUCUCCUUCCUCAGCACGACGUACAUUGUCUGUAUGGUCCCCUUCCUGGCGCGUCGUCUUCCCCACCAACUCUCCGAUAUAUUGGCAACAGUAAACGGCACUCGACACUUCAAAUUAUCGACACUCACAAACACAUCAGCGACAUACGCCGAAACACUCGCGGCACUAUCAACCACGCUGACAUAUGAUUCUGUAGCAAGAAAACACUGUGUCGACGAGCUGGGCGUCAAGGGAUGGCGUAAACGUAAGCUAAUGCUCGAGUUCGAGGCUGCUCUUGUGCGGAGGGGUUGGUUGGAGCGCUGGAAUGUGGUCUUGGAGGGUCGUUAA